UGAGAGGUUAAACAGUCUAAAUAAGGUCACAAAACUACUGAAAACUGGCACUGGGAUUUGAAUCCAUAUACUCUUGAUUUAAAAUACCUUUCCAGUCUUGUACAUUUGGUCUCCUGUUACAUCUACUAGUGAAAUUCCUUUAGCAUGCUCUGAACACAGGAAUCUGAAUUCUCCUGAAUCCUUACUCUGUCUAGUAGCUAAAUAGGAUUCCUCCUUCGCUAAUCAAACGGGAAUUGAGUAAAUGAGCUUGGUGGUGGGCAGAUGGAGAGCAGGGAAGUUGACUUUUCUCAAGACUUGGGAACGUAUACGUUCUUACCUGUCCAGGAAGGGUAUUUGUAGGGAGUGGGGUAUUACAGCUGGAGGGAGACCAAGAUUUCCGUAACUAGUUUUCAAACACCUGCAUGCCUCUGCGUAGACUCGAGAAACACAUUUCACACAGAACAGCCGGGCACGGUGGAACAUGCCUGUAAUCCCAGAGGCAGAGGCAGGCAGGGCCUUUCUGAGCUACAAAGCGAGUCCGUGACAGCCGAGGCCACACAGAAACCCUGUCUUGAAAAGCAACCUCCAUUGGAUCCCUGUUGUACGUCCCUAGAAUCUGAGGAGCCGGAAUGGAAAAACUGCAAGCCAGUCAUCUAACGCUCAUGACCAAGGCUGAGCAGUCCCAGUUAAAAAACUCACGGGCGCUCUCAUAUUUCUGUUGAAAAACAUUUCACACAGAAGUUCCGGUACGAGAACAAAAACAAUUUCUGCCCCAUUCGGGGCUUACAGUUGACUCUGAGGUACAACACAGACAAAACAUGUGAACUAAACCAGCAUUCAUGUUUGCGAACUAAGAAGGGCGUCCACACCGCUCCAGGGUACAGGAAGCACAGACUGGGUGUGUCCACGUGAAGGGCUUCCCACUACUAGGUGGCUCUCUGAGCCGCCUUCCAACGGGUAUCAAAGGACCCAGCCACUUCCAUUUCUCCCGGAUGAUAAGCGGCGCAGGCAGACGGAAGGGGCGGGGCUAGAAACGGAAGUUCCUGAGCCCGCAGCGGUCACGAUCACGUGGGAAAAGGUUCUAAGCAUAGCUGGCACUCAGGAGGCAUGGCACUCUGGCGGGCGUACCAGAGGGCCCUGGCUGCACAUCCGUGGAAAGUCCAGAUUCUGACCAGUGGGUCACUGAUGGGCCUAGGUGACAUUAUCUCACAGCAGCUGGUGGAGAGGAGGGGCCUCCAGGAGCACCAGACACGCCGGACCCUGGUCAUGGUAUCCCUGGGCUGUGCCUUUGUGGGGCCCAUACUUGGAGGCUGGUACAGGAUUCUGGACCGCUUUAUCCCCGGCACCACCAAGGUAGAUGCUCUGAAGAAGACGUUGUUAGAUCAGGGGGUCUUUGCCCCAUGCUUUUUAGGCUGCUUCCUCCCAACGGUAGGGGUACUCAAUGGAAUGUCAGCCCAGGACAAUUGGGCCAAACUACAGCGUGACUACCCUGAUGCCCUCAUCACCAACUACUAUCUCUGGCCCGCUGUGCAGUUAGCCAACUUCUACCUGGUGCCCCUGCAUUACAGGCUGGCUGUUGUCCAGUGUGUUGCUGUCGUCUGGAACUCCUAUCUAUCCUGGAAAGCACAUCAGCUAUAAGCCUGCCUUGUUCCAUACUGGCAUCACUGCACCUUGACCCUGGAGUGCUUGGACAGCUUCUUCAAAGAGAGCCUAUCAGGGCAGGAGCAGGGGCUUGGCUGCUAAGAGCGUAGACUGCUCUGCAAAGGACCCACACUGGGUGGUUCACAACUAUCUGCAACUCAAGCUCCAGGAGACCUGAUGUCUUCUUCUGGCCUCUGAAGCUCCUGCGCUCACGUGCACAUACCCACGCAUAGACACGUAUUCAAAAUUAAGCAUACAAUAAAAAUAUUUUUUUAAAAAGA
Meriones unguiculatus (Mongolian gerbil) is the source of this 1901-nucleotide messenger RNA. RefSeq names its product mitochondrial inner membrane protein MPV17 (gene Mpv17). The transcript has 8 exons. Gene Ontology annotation, cellular component: cytoplasm; membrane. The coding region runs from base 1087 to 1617 and encodes 176 amino acids. The record is from RefSeq and is a predicted model, not a curated record. NCBI's taxonomy places the organism in Eukaryota, Metazoa, Chordata, Mammalia, Rodentia, Muridae.